UCAUAGCUGAGUGAAGAUGGCGGUUCAGAGAGUGAUGCUGUCAACAAGAGUUUGAGUUCACCUCUCAUUUUUUAAACUUAGUAAACCUUUGAGGAACGCUUACGGAUAGCUGCAUAAGAAAACUGUAUCGAUCACUCUGCUGAUGAACUCCCUCCAAUAAGGUGUCUGAACACAAGCUGAGAUUCACACACUUCUACCAAGGAUAAAUCAACUUACACUGACUGAUUUAACAAGCUCUCUUAUGACCAGCUGCAGCUGAGAGAAGUUCUGACUCAAUGGUGAAUGUACUUUCCGUGCUGGGCCUCUACUGGGGGCCAUGUUCAUCAUCCUGCCCUAGUGGUGAACACCCUCAGAGUACUUGCUGCUGAGGCCAGUGGGGCAAGUGGAGCACCGGCCUCGAAGCUCUCCAAAAUAUACAAAAGAGCACUCUACACCGAGAAGCACAUGCUUAUUUGAAAGUUUAGUGCACAGCAACACAAAAGAAGUCAGUGGUUAGACAGCUGAUCCUUUGUCGAGUGGUGGUGGAGUGUCGAGAGAGAUCAAGAAACCCAAUCCUCUUAUCCCAAGACGCCAGCCAAGAGUGAGUGCACUCAGGGAACACGUGGUGGGGGUGAAAGUGCGUGUUGACCUCAUUGAAGGACUGGGGCUAGAGGCAGCAAUCAAAGUGGAGACACACCUCAUGGACUAUGGGGGCCAUGGUGACCUAGCAUAAAUGGCUACUCUUGACCCAAAGCUUGUGCCGGUGUCUGCUGCUCAACCUUUUUCCUUCUUCCUCCUCUUUUCCUCUCUGUUGUCUUACUCUUGCUGCAAACAUUGCAACAGUCAUCCUCUCAGCCUCCCCUCUGCCCCCCUCCCUUCCCCGGUCCCGCUUUCGCAUUGUGGCCAUGGGGCUGUGGAAGUUAGUGCGGGGCGUCAGGCAACUCGAGCUCCACCGCCUCAUCCUGGCGCUCAUCGUCUUUUGCCUGCUUUCCAUGGCUUUCCUGGCCUACUAUGUCAGCAACAGUCCUAAAAUUAAAGAGGCGCCCCCUUUGCCCUUCAGUGACUGUGGUGGAGUUGUCGCGGCCGCAGCAGGAGGGCAACGGGCUCCUCUUUUCCUGCCAACAUUCACAGGCAGGCAGAGGACGGUUAAAGUGGUGGAUAACUCUCGAACGGAACCUGUGGUGCUUGUCUUUGUGGAGAGCAUUUACUCUCAACUCGGACAAGAAAUUGUAGCUAUCCUCGAGUCCAGCCGCUUCCGUUACCACAUUGAGAUCGCACCCAGCAAAGGCGACAUGCCUACAUUGAUGGAGCGUGAUGUUGGUCGCUAUGCCCUGGUCAUUUAUGAGAACAUUCUCAAGUAUGUCAACUUAGAUGCUUGGAAUCGUGACCUGCUGGAUAAAUAUUGCGCAGAAUUUGGCGUGGGCAUCAUUGGCUUUUUCAAAGCCAAUGAGAACUCCUUGCUCAGUGCCCAGCUGAAGGGCUUUCCACUUUUCCUGCACUCUAACCUGGGCCUACAGGAUUACCACAUCAACCCAGCUGCCCCAUUACUGUACAUUACUAAACCCAAUGAGGUGGAGCAGGGCCCACUUCCUGGUGAUGACUGGACGGUCUUUCAGUCUAACCACAGCACCUACGAGCCUGUGCUUCUGGCCGUCACAAAGUCCUCAGAAGCACUGGCCCACCUGGGCCCCCACCGAGCCCUUCAUGCCACUAUAGUUCAGGACCUUGGCCUCCACGAUGGCAUUCAGAGAGUGCUUUUUGGCAACAAUCUGUCAUUUUGGUUGCACAAGUUGAUUUUUGUGGAUGCCAUAUCCUAUCUGACAGGAAAAAGACUCUGCCUGUCCUUGGAGAGGCAUCUGCUAGUUGACGUGGAUGAUAUAUUUGUGGGAAAGGAGGGGACGCGGAUGAAGGUGACGGAUGUGAAGGCUUUGCUCGACACACAGAAUAAACUACGGACGCUAGUUCCCAACUUCACCUUCAAUCUUGGCUUCUCUGGAAAGUUCUACCAUGCAGGUACAGAGGAGGAGGAUGAAGGUGAUGACAUGCUGUUACAGCACCGGCAUGAGUUCUGGUGGUUUCCACACAUGUGGAGUCACAUGCAGCCUCACCUCUUCCACAAUGUCAGCGUGUUGGCAGAGCAAAUGAGACUCAACAUGCAGUUUGCACAGGAGCAUGGUAUUCCCACAGACAUGGGGUAUGCUGUGGCCCCGCAUCAUUCAGGGGUUUAUCCCAUACACAGCCAGCUGUACGAGGCCUGGAAGAGUGUGUGGGGGAUCACAGUGACCAGCACAGAAGAAUAUCCACACCUGAGGCCAGCACGCCAUCGCAGAGGCUUCAUACAUCGUGACAUAAAGGUGUUGCCCAGGCAGACAUGUGGCCUGUUUACUCACACUAUCUUCUAUAAUGAGUACCCUGGAGGCUCUCGGGAGCUGGACAAGAGCAUACGUGGAGGAGAACUCUUCCUCACUGUCCUCCUAAACCCUAUCAGCAUCUUUAUGACACACCUGUCUAACUACGGAAAUGAUCGGCUCGGCCUUUAUACCUUUGAGUCUCUUGUGAAGUUUGUGCAGUGCUGGACCAACGUACGGCUAGAGACUUUACCUCCAAUGGAACUAGCCGAGAAAUAUUUCCAAAUCUUUCCAGAGGAGAUGGACCCCCUAUGGCAGAACCCCUGCCAUGACAAGAGACAUAAAGACAUCUGGUCCAAAGAGAAGACCUGUGAUAGGCUGCCCAAAUUUCUGGUUAUUGGCCCACAGAAAACGGGUACCACAGCUUUGCACUCCUUUCUGACCCUUCACCCUGCCAUCACCAGCAACUUCCCCAGCACAGUCACAUUUGAGGAGAUCCAGUUCUUUAACGGGCAGAAUUACCACAAUGGCAUUGACUGGUACAUGGACUUCUUUCCAUUCCCCUCCAAUGUCAGCACAGACUUCAUGUUUGAAAAAAGUGCCAACUACUUUGACACAGAGGUUGCUCCAAAGAGGGCCGCCGCCUUACUGCCCAGAGCCAAGGUCAUAGCAGUGCUCAUCAACCCAGCCGACAGAGCCUACUCUUGGUAUCAGCAUCAGCGAGCUCACCAGGACCCUGCUGCAAUAAACCACACUUUCCACGAGGUUGUAACAGCAGGUCCCUCUGCAUCAAAAGAGCUAUUGACCCUUCAGAACCGCAGCCUUCAGCCCGGGACUUACGCCACACAUCUAGAGCACUGGCUUAUACACUACCAGGCCAGACAGCUCCAUAUUGUAGAUGGCACCCUUCUCCGAUCUAACCCAGUCCUGGUGAUGGAUGGCAUCCAGCGGUUCCUUGGGGUCACGCCCAUCUUCAACUACACCCAGGCCCUUGUCUUUGAUGAAGGUAAAGGAUUCUGGUGUCAGAGGUUGGAAGGUGGGCGUCCUAAGUGUCUGGGGAAGAGUAAAGGCAGAAAAUAUCCUGAAAUGGCCCCUGAGACACGUGCCUUCCUGACGGAGUACUAUCGGGAGCAUAACCUGGAAUUGUUGCGACUGCUGAAUCGGCUGGGCCAGACAUUACCUACCUGGCUCAGAGAAGAGCUCCAGAGCAGCAGCUGGAGCUGAGAGGACGUCUCCUGCUCCUCCAGUAUCGGAACACCUAAAAAAAACAAGCCGCUUACAGAGGUACCAAAACCACUUGGUUCAAAACUAUAGUAGCAGAUGGCUUUGAGUGGACUGCAAACUUCAGCCUCUCCCUGCUGCCAAGGUGCUCACAUGCCUUGUCUGGCAUGUUGAAGAUGAGGGAAUGCUGGGAUAUGUAGUCCCUUCUCUUCUCUUAAUGACAGAUCUACCUAUCAGGACCAGAACGCACAACCAGUGUGGACAAGCAUGAAUUCACUGGUGACUUAAGUGUGUUAAUGCACACUAGUACUCAUACAAAAACUCACACACACACACACACACACAGUCUAGCCUUGCUCAUCUCUCCUGAGGAAUGAUUGUAAAGCAUUGUACAUUUAAAAGCGUUGUAUAUUUUGGGUCUGGGUGGGUAAGAUUAUAACUGAAUAGACAUCAGUUGAACCUGAAAACGUUUGUGUACAGCCAGAUCUCUGUUUGAGUAGGACACUUAGAGGACGACAGAUCUGCAGCCCUUCUCUUCUCCACACGCACAAACGCACAAAGCUGGACCAGAAACCAAACGGAAAGAAAGUAUUUGCAAUCGAGGGAGCAAUGUCUCAUCUCCCACUAGAAUCCAGUGAAGUGUCUUAUCAGGUGUUAUCCCUGUAUUUAUCCUAACCAUGCACUUUCCUCUACACUACGCACACUGACGUGGAAGUUAAUGUAGAUGCUGUGGCAGAUGUGUUGUGUGUCAUGAGCAGUGAAAGCGGGAGAGGAGAAGGGCUGUCCUGUGCUGUGUAGUCUGUCCUAUACAAGGAGAAGCUGCUGUCUAGUCUAUUUUUCGUUUUUCUUUUCUUUUGUUUUUGUAAAAAAAAAAACUGUAUUUUAAAAACUCCCAACGCUGUAUUAUCUCUAAUAAACUCUUAGAGAGGUUGGA
Molecule: messenger RNA, 4482 nt
Organism: Pimephales promelas (fathead minnow)
Lineage: Eukaryota; Metazoa; Chordata; Actinopteri; Cypriniformes; Leuciscidae
Gene: ndst2a
Product: N-deacetylase/N-sulfotransferase (heparan glucosaminyl) 2a
Cellular component (GO): Golgi apparatus
Molecular function (GO): heparan sulfate N-sulfotransferase activity; hydrolase activity; deacetylase activity
Source: RefSeq, a predicted model, not a curated record